Molecule: messenger RNA, 1364 nt
Organism: Camelina sativa (false flax)
Lineage: Eukaryota; Viridiplantae; Streptophyta; Magnoliopsida; Brassicales; Brassicaceae
Source: RefSeq, a predicted model, not a curated record
AUGAGAGAGUAUCCACCUGAGUCUUUGACCGGUGAGCAAAUUUACUCUGAGCGAUUGAGUGGUGUGAAUCCACCAAAAACGAAGGACGUCGGUGGAAAUGGUCAUGAAAAGAAGAUGCCGGGAUAUGGGAAGCAACACAACUGGCACAAAGAAAGCAUAUUGUGGCAGCUGCCAUACUGGAGGGACCUCAAUCUACGACAUAAUAUUGACGUGAUGCAUACAGAGAAGAAUUUUUUGGACAACAUCAUGUAUACUCUUAUGCGUGUGAAGGGUAAAUCAAAAGAUACCAUCAUGUCAAGAUUGGAUUUAGUGAAGUUCUGUUCUCGGCCACACUUACAUCUUGAUAGUAGGGGUAAAGCACCUUUCCCGGCAUAUGCAUUGACAGACGAAGCCAGAACAAGCUUAUUGGAAUGUGUGAAACACUCAAUUAAAUUCCCAGAUGGUUAUUCGUCAGACUUAGCUAGUUGUGUUGAUAUGGAAAAUGGAAAAACUGCUUCACAAGAAUGUCCACCUUGCUUUAUCAGUAUGUUCGAGGAUUUUCUUUCAGCAAAAUAUCCAGGACUUCCCGAGAAGGAACUCUCCGCCAAAAGAGCAGACGAAUAUCAUUUAUGGGUUAAAGAAUAUGUUACUUACUGGAACGCCACAAAUCCAUUUCCUACUUGGGUUCAAGAGAUAGUGCAUGGACCUUUGAACAAGGUCAAAACAUGGCCAAUGUAUUUUACAAGAGGCUAUUUGUUUCAUACAGAGAAUCACGGCGCUGGACGUAACACAUGUAACUAUGGGGUAUGUGCUAAGGGUGAAAAUUACACGGAUGAAUCUGAUGCAGCGGAUUUCUACGGAACCAUAACUGAUAUCAUAGAGCUUCAAUAUGAGGGGAUGGUUAAUUUGAGAAUCACUCUUUUUAAGUGCAAGUGGUAUGACCCUGUUAUCGGUAGAGGCACUCGGAUCAGCAAUGGUGGUGUCGUAGACGUACUUUCAACAAGAAAGUACAAUAAAUACGAACCAUUUAUUCUAGCCUCUCAAGCAGAACAAGUGUGUUAUAUUCCGUAUCCAUACGUUAAAAAACCGAAGCAAAUAUGGUUCAAUGUUCUAAAGGUGAAUCCGAGGGGAAACAUUUCUGGAGAAUAUGUCAACAGUUCAGAGACAACUCUUUUGCAAACCGAAAAUGAUGAUGCUGUAUUGAUGACUACAAUUGAAGAUAUUGUACUUGACAAUUUGGAAGAGGAAGUUAACCCAAUAAAUCUAGAUUACGGCGUUGAGGAUGUGGAACCUGAAGAUGAAUUCUUGUGUAAUUUAUCAUCUUCGGAUGAUGAAGAACCAGAUGAUGAAGAAUCCUCCUAAUUAUGUCUAUGUCAAAUUUGUGG